AUGGAAAAAUGGAGUUUUCAGGAAGACUCUGUCUUGAUUGAUCUCUACGGCGUGCGGGGUCUCCAAUGGGUAACGGUCUCCCAUAUCCUAGAUACCAAGUCUGCUCAUCAGUGUGCCAAAAGAUGGCAUAAUGCACUACGCCCUGGAAUUAACAACAGACCAUUCACUACCUUUGAACAUGAUGCAGUUAGACGGUCGUAUAGUGAGCAUGGGCCCAGAUGGGGUAGGAUUUGUUCAGCCAUCCCUGGCCGCACCCCAGAGAUGAUAAAGGCCAGUUUGGAGCAGACGCAAGCGGAACUAGAACGUAUUCGAGUUCAAAUGUCAAUAGAACGUCUACUAAACUGA
Molecule: messenger RNA, 345 nt
Organism: Paraglomus brasilianum
Lineage: Eukaryota; Fungi; Glomeromycota; Glomeromycetes; Paraglomerales; Paraglomeraceae
Source: the annotation of a GenBank genome assembly